Messenger RNA from Colletotrichum acutatum, 1385 nucleotides. Its product is annotated as major facilitator superfamily domain-containing protein. The record is from RefSeq and is a predicted model, not a curated record. Gene Ontology annotation, molecular function: transmembrane transporter activity. The transcript has a single exon. Gene Ontology annotation, biological process: transmembrane transport. Lineage: Eukaryota; Fungi; Ascomycota; Sordariomycetes; Glomerellales; Glomerellaceae. Gene Ontology annotation, cellular component: membrane. Bases 118 to 1239 code for a protein of 373 amino acids.
CUCAUGGUUAGCAGUCUUCCAGUCAUGACCUGUUGCUAAGAAAAAAUAACAACUAAUCUCAUUCUCAGGGGCAUCUUGAGUUCCUACGGCGUAUUCCAAGCCUACUACCAAGAACACAUGAAGGAUGUAUCCGCCGACUCAAUAGCCUGGAUCGGCUCCAUCCAGUCCUCCCUCCUUCUCUUCACGGGCGUCCUCGUCGGCCCCCUCUACGAUGCAGGCUACUUCCGUAGCCUCACCUUCACAGGCAUCACCCUCAUCUUUCUCGGCAUGACCAUGACGAGCAUUGCGACGGCGUACUGGCAGGUCCUCCUUGCGCAGGCAUUCUGCGUUGGCCUGGGCUCGGGUUGCAUCUACAUCCCCUCCGUCUCCAUCAUCCCGCAGUACUUUUCCGAGCGUCGCGCCUUCGCCACGGGCAUCGUCGCGACAGGCAGCUCCCUCGGCGGCGUCGUGUACCCCCUUAUCUUUCAGAGUCUGUACCCCCGUGUAGGCUUCCCCUGGGCGACGCGAGUCCUCGCCUUCAUCUCUCUCGCCACAAACGCCUUUGCCUUCACCGUCUUGCGGCAGCGCCGUCGCCGGGCCGAGUCCGAGUCUGAUGAUGAAGGCGCUGGGAAACGGAAGCGCCGUGUCAUGUUGGACCUCUCCGCGUACCGAAACGUCUCGUUCGUCGUCUUCUCCGCAGCAAUGUUCUUCAACUUCUUCUCGUACAUGGCACCCAUCUACUAUCUCCAACAAUACUCCCUCGCCCACGGGCUGUCAAGCGGGGGCCCUUCGAGACUGCCGUAUUACCUAGUCGCGAUCCUCAACGCGGGUUCAAUCCUCGGCAGAGUCUUCCCUGCUUGGCUCGCCGGUCACUUUGGACCCAUCAACGUUCUCCUUGGCGUCUCCGUCUCCAUCGCCGCUGUCGCGCUGAGCUGGCUGGCCGUGCAUGACGCCGCGGGCAGCGUUGCUUUUGCCCUCGCGUACGGGUUCGCCUCUGGUGGGCUCGUAUCACUGCCGCCUACCGUUAUCUCGAGUCUUGUGCCUGACCUCAGCUUACAUGGCACGUGGCUGGGUAUGCUAUGCACAACCAAUGCAUUUGGAUCAUUGGCCGGACCACCGAUAGCGGGAGCCUUACUUCGAGCUACCAGCGGUUACCUGGGUGUGCAGUUACUGUCAGGACUCGGUAUGGUGGCAAUGACGGUGUUGAUGUUGGUUCUGAGAGUGACGCUUUUAGGCAAACAGCAGUCGUGGAAAGUAUAAAGGAUUGUAUGAGGUCAGGCUCCCUUACAGUUUGGGGGGCAAGCCAAGAUCAUAAUAGUUUUCUUAGAAAAUGUUGACUGUGACGCCUUACAAAACGAGAAGAAUUCAGUAACCAAUGGUGCAUACUUGACACAGUGAUAACAUAC